Fusarium redolens is the source of this 693-nucleotide messenger RNA. RefSeq lists its product as uncharacterized. The transcript has 3 exons. Bases 271 to 693 code for a protein of 140 amino acids. The record is from RefSeq and is a predicted model, not a curated record. Lineage: Eukaryota; Fungi; Ascomycota; Sordariomycetes; Hypocreales; Nectriaceae.
CUGCCGCGGUAGGUUACCUCUUUCUCCUUUACUUCAAAUCCUACUGCGUAAUCCGCAAUUCAAAUCCAAAAAUUCCGCCUGCUUUUCCAUCGAUUUUGUUUUUUGAAUACAAAAUGAGCAAGGAGCAGCUCAGGAGGCGAUGACGCUGUUAUCCAAGUCACGGUGGAACAGAUUCAAUCUGUGAUGCAAGUCAAUCAGGAAACACUCAGUCUGCGAUGAGCUCAGCAAACCAAGUCCUCUUGAGUGUAAAACAUGUUCAGGCGGUAAAUCAUGGAUGGCAACAGGGGCAGCGAAUUCAUUUUCGCAGCUGGUAGCUCGCACUUUUUAAGACUGGCAGCCAACCGAGAAGUGGACAUGGCAUUACAGUUGGGAGAGGCCCAGAAGUCUUCGAGCCUUUUGAAGCCUAUCGACACGAUGCACAAACUCAACAACCGAGAGCUGGGUGGCCUGGAACGUGAGCUCCUUGACAAAUCUUCAAAGUACCAUGAAGCUGUUCCCAAAGCAUCACAAAAGAUCGGCAUCCCCAAGACAACAGCAGAUAUCAAUGCAGAUAGUCUCAUGAGGUCGACAUUCGUGCGCAAUGCUGUUAACGCAGCAGGCAUUAAUCUGGCAAAUGAAUCAUGUCGUAGCAUCAUUGGAUUUUCGUGGGGGGCGGAAGGUCCCAGUAUUAGUAGGGGGAAGCAUUAUGGGUAG